Messenger RNA from Monodelphis domestica (gray short-tailed opossum), 13431 nucleotides. It is a transcript of the gene SEC24A, whose product is annotated as SEC24 homolog A, COPII component. The record is from RefSeq and is a predicted model, not a curated record. Gene Ontology annotation, molecular function: SNARE binding; zinc ion binding. Gene Ontology annotation, biological process: endoplasmic reticulum to Golgi vesicle-mediated transport; intracellular protein transport; COPII-coated vesicle cargo loading. Gene Ontology annotation, cellular component: endoplasmic reticulum exit site; COPII vesicle coat. NCBI's taxonomy places the organism in Eukaryota, Metazoa, Chordata, Mammalia, Didelphimorphia, Didelphidae.
UCCAAUUUAACUUAAGGAGAAAAGAGAAAAAGUUUUUUAUACUCACGUGUUCUAGCAGCUGUGUCUUUAAGCCAAGUUUUUUUUUUUUUUUUAAAAAGGACUAAGUGGUGAAACAGUAUAGUAAAAAGGCAAGGAAAAAGUUUUAUUGAGAGGAUUCUUUAGACUCCCGUGUGGUCAGCCACAAUGUUACAAGGGAAUCACUUUAAAAGACUGAUAUAUAUUAAUUUAAGGUCGCCAAGGAAUCAGCUAUGUAAUUCCUAAAUGAAAAACUCAAGUCAGCCGUCAGCUUUUUUUGGAGUUUAAUUACAAUAGGAGUAAGAAAGGAAUUAGAGAUAGAGAGAGAGAGAGAAAGGGGAGAGAAGGGAAUAGGGCUUAAAUACCCCUUCUGUUUAGGCUGGGCCAAAAGGCCCAAGCCCUUAGAUAGCUGGGGCAAAGAAAAGAGAUCAGUCCCUAUUACUCACGUGUCCAAAAUGGAGAAACAGUCUCAGAGGCCCCCACCUUCAGCUUCCUUCAGAGCAAGUUUCCCCAGAGCCCAGGAACCACACCGCUCAAAAACUCAAUCCUCCCCCCUUCUCCAGACCCUCCUAUCUUUAAGGACACCAUCCAAGUUGCCUCCCCUCAGUCCUCACAUCUACCAAUCACUCUUCAUCAAUUUCCCUGUCAAUGGAGGCUCUCGCUUAACCCAGGACCGCCCAGAGGUUUCUGGCUUUUGCACAUGUCUGUUGAAGGUCAUAUUUUUCAAAUGAUUAAAUCUUUACUCCUUUGUUCCAGCCCUUUCUAAUUCCUGUUAACUUGAGUAUGGUAGAGAUUGGAAUAAUUAAAUUUUGAUCUAGGCUGCAGCCCUUACUCAAUCCUAUUAGGACUGAAUAGGGUGGAGUAUCUCCAUUGUAUCAAUUCUAAAAUCAAUCAAGACUCAAAGAAAUUCCUGUUCUAUGCUCAAGCAUAGGUCAAAGUCCUUUCCAUUGUUCAGCAAAGGGUUUCUGUCCUAAAGUAAUCUUAAGAAGGGAAGAGAAGGAACCUCCCAUGCCAAUGGAGUUCCCAUUCCAAUAGACUAUCAGUAAGAAAUUUUCCAAGUAUGAAAUAUCCCAAUGGUGAAAUUUUCAACAAUUAUAAGUCUAAGGAAAUUUGAGGUUUACAUGUUGAAGGUCAUAUUCUCAAAUAAUUAAAUCUUGAUCCUUUGCUGCAGCCCUUCCUAAAUCCUGUUACUCUGAGUAGGGUGGAGAUUGGAAGUUCCAAGACCUGGUUCUGUCAUUCCAAGUAUCUCUAUUGUAUCAAUUCUAAAAUCAAUCAUGACUCAAAGAACUUCCUGUUCUAUGCUUAAGCAUAGGACAAAGCCCUUUCCAUUGUUCAGCAAAAAGUUUCUGUCCUAAAGUAAUCUUAAGUAGGGAGGAGAAGGACCCUCCCAUGCCAAGGGGGGGUUCACAUUUCAAUAGACUAUCAGUAGGACAUUUUUCAAGUAUGAAAUUUCCCAAUGGUGAAAUUUCCAACAUUUAUAAGUCUAAGAAAUUUUUAAGGUUUACAAUCCCCCCCUGAUGAUCAUUGGGAGACUAGUCUUCCCAUUGAUCAUUUAACAUAAUCAUUUUGUAGUUCUAAAUGCACUUCUAACUAUAGAUAUACACAAUAUUCAAUUUUCUCAGAGAAAUUAGAAUAGUGAGAGAGGAAAUAGAAAAGAAAAGAAAGCAAAACCAAUGUUUUGCUAGGUGCAUUGACAGAAAGCCAAAUUAGGGGCAGUCCCUUUUGGCAUAAAUGUGUACAAUUACAAUAAAUGUUCAAUCAAAAGUUCAGUCCAAUCAAUCAUAUUCAAAGUUCAUUCUUGAUCUUCUUGAUGAAGUGUAGGUUUUCGGCAUCUUUCUGCAACAGUUCAUUCUCUGGAUAUAAAAGUUUCAAGCUUCUUUCUUGAAGAUCAUUUCUCGAACAGAAUAAAAAUCUUUGAUUUUUUUAAUAACAGUAAAAUCUUAAACAAAAUUCAAAAUUCUUGGAUUUUUAUAAAAAUACAAUCUCAAAAAAAUCAAAAAUUCUUAGAAUUUAAAUUAAAAUACAAUCUUAAACAAAAAAAAUUCAAAAAUAAAUAAAUUCUUAGAUUUUAAAUUAAAAUACAAUCCCCCCUGAAGUAAGUAUUAAAAAAAAUCAAGUUUAGCUCAGAAUGCAAUGUUCAGUUAUGUAUGUGUCAAUUAUCAAAAGAAUAGAAAAAUAAUCAAAAACAUAAGAAAAAAUUCAAAAUAGGCCUUGUAUAGGUCCAGUUUAAAGUAAUUUCUAUCCCACAAGUAUGUAGGACAGAAUGCAGUAAUAUUUCACUUAGCCAUUUGUAGCCAAGACUACAGGAAAUUGCCAUAAUAUAAGAAGAAAAGAAUUAGAAUUCUAUUUUGAUGGGGAAAUGUCAUUCCCUCGUCUGAUUUUUUUUUCUUCAGGGAUAUAGGGAGCCAGCAUGAUAGUCAAGCUUUGUACUUGUUUGAGUACUUCGUAAAGAGUGUAGAUACAAAGAAGUCCUACGACUUAAACAUAAGUUAAGCGUCGCAACCUCGAGUUUCACUUUAAUAUUUCUUGUGUACUCUAUUGGCACUAUUCAGGUUUAGUCUGUGCUCCUUGUUUUUAUCCCUUUUCCUGGAAUCAGACACAAACAUUAAUCCCAGUCCUAUAAUAUUUUAUCAAUAAAUGGCAGGUUCCCAUAGUUUAAAGCUUUUCGGCAUAUCUUGAUAUUAUAGCAAGAGUAUAUAUAUUAACUUGUAUUACUGCAGGAAAAAAAUAAUAUUAAUAUUAAUUAUGUGUACCUUCAGUACAAAAAAAUGAGAAAAAAUUCAAAUAUUCUGAUCAAAAAAUAAAAGAAAAGAAAUAAGAAAAAUAAGAAAAAAUCGGUAAUUCAAUAUAUUCUUGAAAAAAACAGCAUCCAUUUGUCUAUGGAUUAUUAUCUCCAAUUCAUAUGAUAAGAUAUAGUCACAAUUCAUAUGAUAGGAUACAGUCAAUCAGUCUCAGCAGAAGAUGCUUUCUUCACAUGUGAGCAGUGAAUCCAAGAGUCUCUUUCUCCAAUCUUUAUAGAUGUUGGAGUAGUUAAUAAUAUUUGGAAUGGUCCUUCCCAUGAAGGUUGAGUUGCUCCAGUUCGCUUGAAAUUCUUGAUAUAAACUUUAUCUCCUGGGUUCAGGUCAUGCAGAGAAAAGUCUAAUGGUCCGGCUUGUACUGCAGCUCCGGAUUCAUGAAGUUCACAUAGUUUGUGCUGUAACUCCUAUAUAUAGGAAGCAAUAGUAAUAUCUCCCCCUAAUAGCGAUGUAUAAGCCGGGGAGAAAGGCUUAGCCUGUAUAGGCGGAGGUCCAAAAAGCAUCUCAAAUGGUGAAAUAUGUAAGUCUCCUCUAGGCCUGCUUCUAAGAUAAAAUAGGGCCAGAGGGAGAAUUUCAGGCCAUUUUAAAUGGGUCUCAGUGCAUAAUUUGCCAAUCAUAGUCUUAAGUUCUUUAUUCAUCCUCUCCACUUGGCCUGAGCUCUGGGGGUGAUAUGGAACAUGGAAUUUUGGAGUUAUCCCCAAGCAAGAAUAUAUUUGGUUUAAGACAGAAUCAGUAAAAUGACUCCCUCUAUCGAAGUCAAUACGUGCUGGCAGGCCAAAAAGAGGAAUAAUUUCCUUUAAAAGUAUCUUUGCAACAAAAUCUGCUGUGGCUCGGGUUGUAGGAAAUGCUUCCGGCCAUCUGGUUAGCUGAUCUACUAUGACCAGACAAAAUUUAUAAUGUCCAGCUUUUGGCAUCAUUAUGAAAUCUAUCUGUAGAUGUUCAAAAGGUGUGUAAGCCAGAGGACGUCCCCCAAAGGCUUUUCCACAAUAUGCAUGUUGGUUAUAUGCCUGGCAGAUAGGGCAGGCUGAACAUACUUUAGAGGCUAUAGUAGUUAUACCAGGGGCUAUCCAUACUCUCUUGACAGAGUCCACAAUGCCCUGGGUGCCAAAAUGACCAUUUUUAUGAAUAGAUUGGCAAAUUUGGUUAUAGAAACUUCUAGGGAGCAGGGGUUUUCCUUCAGAUGACACCCAUACUCCAUUAAUCUGCUUUGCUUUAAAUUUUUGUUUCCAUUUUUCCACUUCCUUUUCAUUAUAGGAAAGUGAUAAAUUUAAAUUAUCAGUGGUUGUUAAUGUUAAAAUUAAUCCAGGUCCUUCUCUGGCUGCUAGUUUUGCAAUGGCAUCUGCUCAGUCAUUUCCUCUAGAGACAGGGUCAGAGCCACCUGUAUGGGCAGAGCAAUGAACUACAGCUAGGGCUUUAGGCAGUUUGAGAGCAGAAAGAACUUCAUUAAUAACUUCUGCAUUAGCUAUGGAUUUUCCAGCUGAGGUUAAAAAUCCUCUCUGGAGCCAAAGCAUCCCGACUGAGUGACAAAUGCCAAAAGCAUAUCUAGAAUCCGUAUAAAUUGUUGCCUUUUUAUCCUUGGCAAUUAUACAAGCUUGUUUUAGAGCUAUGAGUUCUGCUCCUUGAGCACUAAUGUUAGAAGGUAGUGAAGCUGACCAUUCAGUGGCAAAUUCUGAGACUAUGGCAGCUCCAGUGUAACGUAUGCCAUCCCUCAUAAAAGAGGAACCAUCGGUAAAUAAAAUCAGAUCUGCAUUGUCUAAGGGAGUGUCCAAGAGAUUAUCUCGAGGCUUUUCUGCCAUGGACACUAAUGUUUCACAGUUAUGUAAUGGUUCUCCUGAAGUAGGUAAAUCUGGAAGCAAGGUGUCAGGGUUAAGAGUUCAAGGUAAUAUUUUCACUAUUUAAUAAGGUUAUUUCAUACUUUGUAAUUCUCUGAUCCGAGAAUGCCUGUGUUCUAUGUUUUAUCAAUAAUGCUUCUAUCUCAUGUGGGCACAUUAUUGUUAAUGGACAUCCCAAUACUAAAUCAACGGUUUUUGUUACUAGUAGGGCUGUAGCAGCUACUCCUCUAAGGCAUGGUGGUGCUCCUGCUGCUACUGGGUCUAGUUGGGCAGAAUAAUAAGCAAUUGGGCGCUGAGAAGGUCCCAAAGUCUGAGUUAACACGCCAGAGGCUACUCCUCUUCGCUCAUGCACAUAUAAAGUAAAUGGCUUGUUGUAAUCUGGGAUGCCUAGAGCAGGGGCAGACAUGAUAGCCUUUUUUAGAUCUGAUAGAGCUGACAAGUGUUCAGGCUCUAAUUUGAGGGGUUCAGGAACCAAAUCCCUUGUUAGUGCUAGUUAGUUAGUUAGGGGUUUAGUAAGAAGACAAUGGAUCUAGCCCUUUUAUUAAAAGUUGGUUCCCUCAGGUCAAGCUAUAUGUUUGGCUCUGUAGCAGAGACAACCCAAUCCUUGGGAGUAAAAGGAGUGGUCUCAGUAUCCCAAGCCAUAAACUAUGAGCUACCACACAUAAGCCAUGUGGUAAUCCCGCAGCAGUUGCUUAAAGAUAAGCCAUUAUUACUGGUCUUGGAAACAAAAUAUAAGAUCUAUUUCUAGAAUGCUAUUCAUACAAAAAAUUCAAUGCACUUUACAAACCCUUCUGUCUCACACGUAUGAAGGCACAAGACACAAAACCAGAAUGAUCUCUUUAAGAUCAUUCAAAGUGAAAAGAACUCUGAAGUGGCGAGGUGUGGUCAGACAAUCUCACUGCCUGUCCCUCGGAAGGUCCAGAGCUGUUAGGCAUAUUAAAGCUAGGCUCUCUCCAGUCACCAACUCUCUAAAGUGUCAGAAAUGCAAGGAAGCUGACAUGGGGCCUCAGUUUCCCUCACUGUAAAAAUGGAGAUGGGCUGGAUGGCUUCAGGAUGCUUCUUCCAACUCCAAAUCUAUGAAGUUAAUCUGGGAGGCAAAGUGACCCGCACAGAGAGUGGAUACCAGAUAAAUCCCCUCCCCAGUACAACUGGAUGAGUUGGCAAGAGGACCGGCUCCGUGACCAGACAGGCAGAGUCCUGUCUCACUCCGCCUCUAGAUUCACGCGUGACGCACAGCGUAUGGGGCGAGGCAGGCGAGGCAGGUGAAGGAAGCCCGAGUGCCAAUUCUUCGGGUUCCAGCCCACUAGGAGGAAGUGCCACGUGUACGUCGUGCGCCUGCGCGGCCGAGCGGCUGACAGGCACUUCCGGCGAGGGCCUCCCUUCUCCUUAGUCCCCCAUCCCCGCCUCCUCUUCCUUUACUUUUCCGUCCCCCUCCCUCCCCUGUAGUCCUCCCCCCCAAUCCCCUAACCCUACUCCCUUCUCCUGCAGCGGCGGCUCCGGGGCUGAGAGGCUACGGACCUCAUGACGAGAGGCUGAAGGCGCUUGCUGCCAGCCUGCCUGCGGACCUUUGCCUCCGGGCCCUCCGUGACGGCUUGGCCCGGCCCAACCCAGCCCAGCUGGAGCUGCUCGUGCGGCCGCCAUGGCCCAGCCUGGGAGGCUCGGCGCUAGUUCUCCGGCGCAGAAUGGAGCCAUCUCCGCCGCAGGGCCGCCCUACAGCAACGGUCCUUUGCAAAGCCCAUUGAUGCAUUCACAAGUUUCAGGGAGCCAAGGAUACAACUCUCCAUUUCCAGGAUCUUACUCCCAUCAGAUACCAGCAAAAACUCCUUUGAAUCCAGCCUCUGGACUGUAUAAUUAUGGUGGUUCUCAGACUGUUUCUUCAUUAAAUAGUUAUCAGGGACCUGGCCAGACUCUCAAUAGACUUCCCUUGGAACCUAAUCCAGUGGCACCUUUGCAGUCUACUGUCCCUACAUCCCAAAUGCCACCACUGCCUUCAUCUCAAACCCCAGCUGUUAUACCAGCAUCUUCUAAUAGCUUUGUUUAUGGAUCUGACCCUUCAUCAUCUUCAAACUGGCAAUAUGGUCACCCACCAAUGGGAUCGAAAACAAAUCAUUUUGUUCCUGUAUCCACCCAACCAUCCUUAUCAGGGAAUACAAAUAUGUCAAGAAAUAAUCAGUAUGUUUCUCCUGGAGCUCCUUCACUUCAGAACAGCUACAUGAAAACAGGUUCUGUACCUCCACCAACAAAUCAGACUUUACCUACAAUUUAUCAACCAACUCGAGCUCCACUUGGGCCACCACCAUCUGGAGGCCCACCUCCAGCAAGAUCAUUGGAUCCCCAGAGGAAAACUUCAAACAGUGUUCCACCCCAACCACAGCUUACCUCAUCAUCAUUGAACCAAGAAGGUGAUUCAUCAACUGCCAAUAAUGGCUCUGUGGUUGAGAACAGUUAUGAUACAAUUGAAGGAGGUGGCUUCAUGGCAGCAACACAAUUUGCCAAUCAGAAUCCCAAAAUGAAUCGAAAUGUUGGGUAUUCAUAUCCCUCUUUACCACCUGGUUACCAAAACACAUCUGACCCUAAUAUGUCAGGAAGACCGUCCACAGCCUUGCAAUACACUAGUGGGCUGCAGCCAUUUUCUCAGUCUCCCUUAGGUGCUAAUCAUUUAACCACAAGCAUGAGUGGGUUAAGUCUACAUCCAGAAGGCCUACGAGUUAUCAAUCUUCUUCAAGAAAGAAAUAUGCUUCCAACAACUCCAUUGAAGGCUCCUGUCCCAAACUUGCAUGAAGACAUACAGAAACUUAACUGUAACCCAGAGUUGUUUCGAUGUACUUUGACUAAUAUUCCUCAGACUCAGGCCUUAUUGAACAAAGCCAAACUCCCUUUAGGGCUACUGCUACAUCCUUUCAAGGAUUUAUUGCAAUUGCCUGUGGUUACUUCCAGUACAAUUGUGAGAUGCCGUUCAUGCAGAACUUACAUCAACCCUUUUGUCAGCUUUCUUGACCAAAGGAGAUGGAAGUGCAACUUGUGUUAUAGAGUCAAUGAUGUUCCUGAAGAAUUUAUGUACAAUCCUAUGACCAGAGUAUAUGGAAAUCCUCUUAGAAGACCUGAAGUUCAAAAUGCUACUAUUGAAUUUAUGGCUCCUUCAGAAUAUAUGUUACGUCCUCCUCAACCUCCUGUGUACCUCUUUGUGUUUGAUGUGUCUCACAAUGCAGUUGAAACUGGGUAUUUGAAUUCAGUUUGCCAGAGUUUGCUGGACAAUCUAGAUUCGCUUCCUGGUAACACUCGAACAAAAAUUGGCUUUAUAACAUUUGACAGUACAAUCCACUUCUACAGUCUUCAAGAAGGUCUCUCUCAGCCUCAGAUGCUAAUAGUUUCAGAUAUUGAAGAUGUGUUCAUACCAAUGCCAGAAAACUUGCUAGUAAAUUUAAAUGAAAAUAAAGAGCUUAUUCAAGACUUACUGAAAACUUUGCCACAAAUGUUUACCAAAUCUUUGGAGACACAGAGUGCUCUGGGACCUGCACUUCAGAGUGCUUUUAAGUUGAUGUCUCCUACUGGUGGUCGAAUCUCUGUCUUCCAAACACAGCUUCCAUCAAUUGGAGUAGGAGCAUUAAAAUCCCGAGAAGAGCCUAACCAAAGAUCAUCUGCUAAGGAAAUACAUCUUACACCAUCUACUGACUUCUAUAAAAAAUUAGCCUUGGAUUGUUCUGGUCAGCAAGUAGCAGUUGACUUGUUUCUUCUCAGUGGGCAGUAUUCUGACUUGGCUUCAUUGGGCUGUAUUUCAAGAUAUUCAGCAGGUAGUGUCUAUUACUAUCCAUCUUAUCAUCAUCAGCACAACCCAGUCCAAGUAGAGAAGUUACAGAAAGAGUUGAAACGAUACCUAACCAGGAAAAUUGGUUUUGAAGCUGUCAUGCGGAUAAGGUGUACCAAAGGUCUUUCCAUUCAUACUUUCCAUGGAAAUUUCUUUGUACGAUCAACAGACUUGCUGUCCUUGCCCAAUGUAAACCCAGAUGCUGGAUAUGCAGUACAGAUGUCAGUGGAAGAAAAUCUUACUGACAUUCAAGUGGUUUCUUUUCAGUCAGCUCUCUUAUAUACAUCUAGCAAAGGUGAAAGGAGGAUUCGUGUGCAUACUAUGUGUUUACCAGUAGUUUCAACACUGAAUGAAGUCUACCUUGGAGCUGAUGUUCAAGCAAUUUCAGGAUUAUUGGCAAAUAUGGCUGUUGACAGGUCUAUUACUGCCAGCCUAAGUGAUGCUCGUGAUGCCCUAGUAAAUGCUGUAAUAGAUUCUCUGUCUGCUUACCGCACUUCAGUCCUAAGUAGUCAGCAGCCUGGUCUCUUGGUUCCCUUUUCUUUGCGUCUCUUCCCACUUUUUGUGUUAGCUCUCCUUAAACAGAAAUCAUUCCAAACUGGGACUGCUGCUCGUCUAGAUGAACGUAUUUUUGCUAUGUGUCAAGUGAAAAAUCAGCCCCUGGUUUACCUCAUCCUCAUGACCCAUCCCAAUCUGUACAGAGUUGACAAUCUCUCAGAUGAGGGAGCCCUAAACAUCAAUGAUAAAACUAUACCUCAGCCACCCAUUCUACAGCUAUCUGUGGAGAAGCUGAGCAGGGAUGGAGCUUUCCUUAUGGAUGCAGGCACUGUAAUGAUGCUAUGGGUUGGAAAAAACUGUGGACAAAAUUUUCUCAGCCAAGUACUUGGAGUUCCAAACUAUGCAUCCCUACCACUUAAUAUGACACAUCUUCCAGACCUUGAUACAGCAGAAUCCACCAGAUUAGGAGGUUUUAUCUCAUGGCUUAGAGAACAUAGGCCAUUCUUUCCAAUACUUUAUAUAAUAAGGGAUGAGAGUCCAAUGAAAUCAAUCUUCCUUCAGUACAUGGUAGAAGACAGAACAGAAUCAGCCUUAUCAUAUUAUGAGUUUCUCCUGCAUGUACAGCAACAAGUGAAUAAAUGAAGGGUGUGGAUAAUCUUUUCCCAAGGAAAAUCACCAGUUGAGAAAACUUGAGCUUGUAAUGCCCUCUUUUAAAAAAAAACUUUUUUAUUAAUUUUGUGGCCUAGUGUGAUGGUUAAGAUAUUUUCACUGUGAUUUCAACAAACUACAGCAAAUAAUGGACCACAAAUGAAAAUCAAACAUGCAACUAAAGAUACUGUAUUUUUAAAAUCAAAAUAUAUCUAGAUAUAAUUGGGUACCUUUUUAUUUGCUGCCAAUUAUGUUUGAAUGAUUAUAGACUGAAAUGAGUUAAAGAUAAUAUUGAGGCAAAGUACAUUUUGUAAAAUAAAAACUUCUUUGUUGCUCAAAAUGUAUAUUCUUAUUUUUUAUUUUUGCUGCUACAAUAACAACCUCACAUGACUUAAGUGUUGCAGGGAAGUUUUAUCCACUAAGAUCUUUUAGAAAUAAAUGAAUGAAUAACUUUGAUCCGCUUAUAAAUAAAUGGAUAUUUGAAAACCUUCAUUAUUCCCUCCUAUUUUAAGAAGAAAAGGGGUUAUCAUGUUGAAUAGAAGGAAAGUUACUUUUUUCUUAGCUUAAGAGGGGAAGUAUGAAAUAAUGCCUCCAAUUUUUUAAAUCCCUCUAUUUGGCCUUAUUCUGCAUUGAAAAUAAUCUGAACUCAGUUGGCAUAAAUACCCAUGAAUUUUUUUUUCAUAAUAAAGAAAGGAGUAAUGCCUGUAUAUUAGGGAGACUUAAAUGAAACUUUAAUGUUCUUGAUUCUUUGUGAGUUAUUGUUUGAUAUGUUUCUAGUCUUUUGUGUUUCAUCAACUUUCUGGCCUAUAAUGAACAAUAAAAAUAUUCUUUUGAUAAAAUGGAGAUGAAUGAAAGAAGUCAGAUGUUUAAUACUGCCUCAAAUGCACCAGAAACUUGAUGUGGCUUUUGGGGGUAUGAAUGACGAAAUUGGAAACAGUGCAUAAAUAAAAAUUUUAUUCUUGGAAAUGAAAAUCUAUUAAAAAUAUGAAUGGAUAUAUGAUUCAGUAGAUUUUUUUAAGGUUUUCAUAAAUCUGAUUUAGUGAAUUUUUUUUUUAAGGCCUUCUUCCAAGACUUGCUCAGAAAUAAUGGGUUUCAGUUUAGCAAAAGAAAUGUUAAAGCCAAAACUAUUCAAGGCAUUUUGUUUACUUAUUUCUUAAUAUGUAUCUGUAUACUUAAAAUGCCAUUUUAAAUAUUGAUUAAAAGAAUUUGGCUCAAGGAUUUUCCACAAAUUCAUCAUUUCUUAUGAGUAACAACUCAUUGGUAAAUAGUACUUCCUUUUAUUAGCACCCAGCUGAAGCUUUUAAUUUUAAUGGAGUUUAAAUGUGUUUACAAUAUUGGCCUAGGUUGGUCACCAAAUGAAUAGUAAUAUUUAAGGUUUACAUCAAUAUGAGCUCUACUUAACCUUAACUAAGUUGCCUUGGCACAAGGAAAAAGUAGAUCUUAUCUGGGAAUAGAGCUGCUGUUUUCAGUCAAAUCAGAAAAAGUAAAUUAAACAUUUGUAUUAUUUCUAAAGAGAACUAUGCCAUCCUCCCCCUCCUCCCGCCCCCCCCCCCCCCCCAAAGCAGUGUCUGGCUCUAUUCUCAGUAUUCAAGUUCACUGAACUAGAAGCUUUGUGAAAGUUGUUACCAAUGUAUAAUUUGUGAUUUUAUUCAUUUGGUGUAUAGUAGCUUUCCAAUUAAAAAUAGAAUAUCUCUCUGUAAUGAAAUUCAUUUCAUCUUAUCAUGCUUUGAAUUUCUCAAAAGAACUAAAAUUCUUAUAAGAAUUGCAUAUUAUUUUAAUUUUUUAAAUCUUUUGAGAAGUUAAAGAAGAAACUUCUAGGGUAGGAGGUACAUCCUUUUAGGGAGAGAAAUCCUCUUUGUGCCUCAAACAUCUCUACAGUGGGAAUGGUUCUUAUUUGCUCAACAUGCUUUGUUAGCAUAUUUCACAAAUCUAAUUAUUUUUUUAAUUCCUAUUUUAGAUAUUGUCUAAUUUAUGUGUUAGCUAUAAUAAUUAUUACUAUGAAUCUAUGGGUCAUAAUGAAUGUUCCAUUUAGGAUUUCUCCAUGUUUGGUCUGUUUAAUUUCUACAGUGAAUGAAUGAACCCUCUUGGAGGUAGAAUGCUUUGGAAAUGUUGAUAUUUAAUUAUUUUUUGCAAUAUCAAAUUUUCCUUUUUAAUUUUAUUCCCAGUAGUGGGCACAUGACUUACUGUCUCAUCUUUGCUUACAUUUUGAUGUUGUAAAACAGACCAAUAUUUACACGAUGCCAUAUUUUUCAGUGUAGCUGUAAACUAUUAGAAAUGCUUGCAUUUUCUAUAGCUCUACAACUGCUAAAGGUAACAAGCAAGAGCAAGUUUGUUACCUGUACCUGAACAGUGACGGUCCUACCACAGCAAAUGCACUCUAUUUUUCUAGUUUCUGGGAUUUUAAAAAUAAUAUAUCUAUAAGUUUCACUUACUAGUAUUCAGUCAAAAGCAGUAAUCUUAAUUUGCAUAUAUUUUCAUUAUUUUUAAUUUAAUAUAUUGAGUCUAAUAGACUUCUGCAAUAAUUAGAAUAAAAUUUUAUUUUAUUCAUUUAACAAUAAUCAAAGAUGCAUAACAGCUAUUAUCUAGGGGACCAUCAAAUGUGAUUUUAAUGCUUUUGUUCCAUAUUACAAUGUAAUCCUUAUAGUAAAUUUAAUUUUGUAAAGUAGUGUAUAAUAUUGUAACAUUAAAUUCUUGUUCUCAAACUCAAAUAUGUAUUGUUCUUCUGUGUAAUGUGUUAAAUCUUGCCCCUUUGAAACAUUAAGAGCCAAGAUUUGGUUGUCCUUUUUUAUAGUUUGUAAUUUUCACUGUAAAAAUUCAUUUGUAACACAUAUAAAUUCUUAUUUUAUCUGUACUAAUUUAUCAAUUUGGCUACUCAAUAAAGUAAAUUGAAAGAGCUUAUAACAGAUGAUGAAUCAUUUGGACUGCAAAAGAAACCCAUCUGAGUUUAGCUGCAAUAUAGUCUAUACUUUUAUGUUCAUGGGAAACAGUAAAACUGAAGGAACUUUGAAUCCUGCAUCGAAGUUUGGGAGUCAGACUGUUACUUCCUCUUGACACUGAGUGCAUAUAAGCUUUGUGUCUAGAUUUCAUUUGUAAAAUGAGAACACUAAGCUAGCUCAGGAAUGUUAGGAUCAAAUAAGGUUUGUAUACUAAAGUGCAUUGAAAAUAGACUGUGAAUAGUGUGACAGCAUAGCUUCCCCACCCCCACCCCAAGGAUUAAUUGAGCUAUCCAUAUAUCUACUCUCAGUAAUGCAAGAUCCCCUCAGAAUUGAGAAGGCCAGGAUUCAACUGUGGACCAGGGCACAUCUCUAAGGCAUUGCUGAGUAGCCACCAACAUUACAACAAUGAAAUUGCAGAUUGGACAAAUAAAAUACAGAACUAUUUUGCUCUAAAAGUAAUUAUUCUUAUCCAGGUUUUGCAUAUUCAAAAGAGAAAAAUGCCUUUAAUCCAAUACUUUGCGGAUCAUUGUGGAAUUCCCAAAAAAUUUGCAUGUUUGUUUAUUAAGUCAGAUUUGGGGGUAAAUAGCUCAGCUCUUUAUUUUGGAGGCAAAGUUUAGUUAUGAAUAAUUAAUGGUUCUUAAGCAUUUUAAAUAGGGAGGACCCUUUUGGGCAUCAGAUUUAAAGAACCUCAUGAAAUCAGUCCCUUAAUAGAGGAAAUGAUGAAAAAAAGCUGCUUAUGGAGCCAAUAAUCUUUUUUAGGAAUUUGUAUUUUAAUUAUAGUAUCUAUAUACAUUUGAAAAGUAGUAAUUCAUAUAUGUGUGAAUCUUCUACAAUGUAUACCCAAAUGCUCAUUUUGCUUGGUGUUUUAAGUUCAGAAUAAAAGACUAAAAAAUGCAUAUAUGUAA